CAGGAGUAGGCAAGGAGGAGUGGUCUGAAACAUGUGCUCACUGCUCGGCUCUAUUGUUGUUAUAAGUCUAGCAUUUCACAAAGAUGACCUUAGGAACAGAGCUGCUUUUGGGCUUACUCUAUCUUUGCAUGACUUGUGCCAUCCAAGAUAAUUUUGUCCAAGUGAUUGGACUCCUACACCAGUCUGUAGAACUACCUAGUAAACUGAGCCUCCCAUCUCCGUUACAAGAGAUUAAUUGGAAUUUUGAGAGCAAAGGAAAGUCAUACAAAGUUGCACAGUUCGAUAAUCAUCAAGCAAGGUUCUACAAAGAACAGUUUAAUGGACGGAUUAAAUUGCUUUAUGAUGGAACAACAUUACUUAUCGAGGAUCUCCGGAUGGAGGACAGUGGAAAUUAUACUGCCCAAUUUAUUCUCAAGAAAGAUGAUUAUUUUGAACGUUUUAUGCUCAUGGUAUAUGAACCUGUUCCAGACCCAUCUAUAAUGAUUGUAAUGGAGGAGAGGACCAGUAACUGGUGUAAUGCGACUCUUCAUUGUUCUGUACCAACAAACUCAUCACCGUUGAACUAUAACUGGAUAUACAAGAACACUGACUCUGUCUAUGAAGAGAGUGGAAAUACAAUUCACAUAUCACUGAACAACUCCUGGGACAUGGAGUUCCAGUGUAUAGUACACAAUCCUGCUGACCAGAAGAAUGUCUCCAAACAAGAAAUGUGUAAUGCACAAGAUAGUGUUGCAGUGAAACGCAUGUCAUACGUCAUCCUUAUUUCCUUGCUUCUGAUGCUGUUCAUAUUGCUUUUGGUGAUUUGGAAGAUAAGAAGAAAAGGGUCAUCAACGUUGACAGAGGAUGAUGGCCAGACACAAGUGGCAAUUUCUGAUCACCAACGCUAUGGUUCAUCUGAGGAAGAGGAAGAGCAUGGUAGAGAACAAAUUCAACAAGAAGCUGACACGUUGUAUUGUGAAGCAACCUUUCCCACUGACACUGAUAAUCCCAGCAUUCAGACAUUUGCUUGGCACGAAAGAAACAACCAUGUGAGUCCUCCCCCUCAAAAAUUUAAAACUCUUUAUACAAGCCUUCAAAGAAAAUAGAUGAGACGUUUCAUGGAUGUGAGUUUCAGCUAAAAGGUUGAAGUUUGAAGAUGACGAGCCUCCAAAUUCAAGGGACAGGUCGCAUUUGUGAAGAAGAAGGCCAUCUUGGAUUUUCCAGCAUGAAGGAUUUUGACAACUGUAAAAGCGUAAUAUUGAAGAAAAGUGUGUUAGGGCAAUUAAUAAGGUGAUGGACUUUGUUUAAUCAGGUACAUCAGAUAUCGUUCUUUUCCUUGAGCGGUCCUGUUAACGAUAACAGUGGUCUCCGCGGCGGAUUCGCCGUGAGAUCACCGUUAUCGGCGGUGGGAGAGG
Molecule: messenger RNA, 1394 nt
Organism: Rana temporaria (common frog)
Lineage: Eukaryota; Metazoa; Chordata; Amphibia; Anura; Ranidae
Product: SLAM family member 5-like
Exons: 8
Coding region: 84-1085 (333 amino acids)
Source: RefSeq, a predicted model, not a curated record